AGUUCGAAACAAAACGCGCGACCGCGCGGACGUGUUUGUAGCGUUUAGCGUUCCUGACGGUGCGUCUCACAGUGUUCUAGUGUCGGCGGUGCGUGUGCUUGUGAAUGGGAACCAGCUAAACCGUACGCGUGUGUGUGUGUGCAGUGGCGUUAGCAGUGGCAACCCAACAAUUCGAUCGCAGUGCACUAGAAAUCCGGUGCAGGAAUCGACGUGAGUGGCCCGUCGACGCGAGUGCAUCCGAACGAAACGAGCAGCGAGUGCAUUCCCGGUGCGAAGGGUUCUCCGGCGAGCGAGCGAGCGACCGGCCGACCACCCCGAAGGCCAGGAGCACUCAAACGAGCACGGCGAAACGGUGGACGAAAAUGAGCAGCAUUAGGAGCGGUGCUUAAUGAAGCAUACAUUAACAGCAUCGACCACUUUCUUCUGCUCGAGGAAAUAAGGUGGCAGGGCGAACGCCCAAAGUGCCCUGUCGACUGUCGUCGUCGUCGCUCGCAGCAACUCUGGCCUGGCGCACGGGGGGGAAAAAAAGAGAAACUCAAUUUCAGCUUGUGCUGCUCGUAGUUGUGAUAGUGAGAAUGGUUCUGGUGCUACGGUUUCAAGUAGUUUUGCACUUGCUUAUGAUGCGCCCGGCCAACCUUCAUCCCAGCGCCAGUGAAAUUGUGACCAUGUGAACGACAGCUGCGGCCGAGUAACAAUGUUUUUCAUCGGGGAAGGCGUUCGUGUACGGAAAAGACAUCAACCUUAAUCGACGUAAUAGCGCGAAUGCCCACAGCGAGCAUUGAGGAGGUAAAGUGAAGCAAUAAGAAAGCGAUAUAUCAGCAAAAACAAACCCCAUACGAACACCAUUGAGAGCGAACGUGCGGAUAAAGGUUUCGCAGCGUCCGUACCGACACUAUUUCAAGAACUCGGAACUCGAAAGCCUUCGGGCCGGUGUGAUAGGAUCGUGAUUUAGUAAAAACCCAAACCCCGAAAACAGUGCGCGUGACGUGAAGUGCAAACGUAUGAGCGGCUCUGAGUUGGAUCACCGUUGGACAUUGGCAAGCACCAGUCGGUACCGGAAUCGUUCGCCAUGCUCCGUCGGGGCCAGGAAUGUACGUAAUAUUUCCGGCGGAUGAACUCAUAUUGUUGACAUACGGAAUCGCCGUACCAAGAGUACCGCCCAGACCAACUCUGGACAACCUGCGGGAGCCUCUUGUGCCCACAGGCAGUAGGCCUACAUCCACCACCACCACCACCACCACCAACACCUCCAAAACCACCACCAACACCGUCACUACCUCUUCCACAUCCAACGCCACCUCCUCCAAACACGCAUCCAAAUCCUCGUCCACCAAAAGCACCGCCAGCAAAGCGAACGCCGCGACCACCGCCAGAAAGGCCAACGAUUCGGCGAAAGCGAGCCCCUCAAUCGCGUCUACCGCUGCCAGCCGACGCCAGGAAUCGGGCGAGUCGUACGAAUUGGACGAUCCGACCGGUACCGCCCUAGCAGACGCCAGCGAGCUGGCCUCCUUCAUCGACGAUGUUAGCCCUCGAAAUGGCAUCCCGGCCUCGGCGGCCGCUGGCUCCCUAGGUGCCGGGCGCGGUCCGGCCGGUACCGCGUCGCCUAAGCCGGGGGCUAAGUCCAAAUCGAAGCUGCAGCUCAAGCUGGGCCGCCUGCGACCACAUUCCUCGAUCGAGCAGAACGAGACCGCCUCGCGCGUCCGCGAGGAUCUGCACAUCCAUGUUUCGAACCCGGUCUUUACGCGCGACAAUCUGCGUCAGCGCAACUUCGACGCCUUCUUCGAGUCGGGCGAGCAGGUGUACUCGCUCGAGGUGCGCGAGAAGCCGACGCCCCGGUCGCUCGAUGCGCUUGGCUCGAGCGGUUCCGAUCCCGGGCUGGCCGCCGACGCUGACACCGGGCUGCGGACGGCGGGCUACGACCAGCGGCCCAGCUCGCUAGGCUUCUUCCGGAAGCCGAAGUCGCCGCUUAGCAUACGUUCCAAGAGCGCCGAGCACGAGUUCGCCGACGUCGAGACGUCCCAGAAAGAAUCAUCAAAAAGCCAUCGACAUAACAUAUUUAGCAAGCGUGGAGCGACGCCGAGUGCGGGCCCCGCGUUCCAGGCACUCGGAGGAAGCAUGUCCACCUCCGGUGGGGGAGGAGUGCUCAAGGAUCUGGGCCACCCCGGCCUAAAUGAAGCGCUCAAGUCACACAACAGUGUUACGUUUAAGCUAGUCAAAACAGUUUCGGAUUUCAGCGAGACCUUGGCGCAGCUCUACGAGCAGCAUGCCGAGGCACUGCAAGUGUUGGUUUCGAACUACCGCAAACGCAACAGCGAACUGCGCAAGGAACGGCCCGCCUGUCAGUCGAACCUGUUCACGGCAUGGGAAACGCUGCUGCAGGAGAUCGAGGCGGACUCGCAGGCAACAAUCGACGUGGCCAGCACGCUCUCCAGACAGGUCGCUCGCCCACUGCUGGAGCGCUCGUUCUACCGGAAGGUCCAAAGUAGGAAAGUAUUUACACACCGGGAGUCGUUCGAUACAAUCAUUUCCAAGACUGAAGAGAAACUAUCAAAGUGCCGAAUCGAAUACAAACAAUGCUACAUCGCUCAUCGUCAAAGCCCGACCCAGCACACGCUGACGCAGUACAUCGACUCGCACAAUGCGUACGUGCAGCAGCUGCACGCCACCAACGCCAUGCUCGAGGCGUACCACUGCGAAACGCUGCCGCAGCUGAUGCAGGAGCUGGAGGAGAUCUACAACGACCUGUGCAAUAUCGUGUCGGAAGCUGUGCUGCAGGGUGCCGAAGCCAUCGCUGCCAAGGCAGCGGAACAGGCGAAGCGAUACGAUGGGCUGGCCGUGCAGUGCAAGAACGUUUCGCCGGCACUCGAUCUUGGAUACUUCGUCCGCACACUUCCGGUGCCGCAGACCAUGCAGCGGAUUCCGCGGAAAGCAUUUGCCCCACCACAGUCGGGAAAUGCACCCAACGAGGCCGCUGGUGCCGAAGAUGUGCCGGACUAUGGUGGGGACCCGAUGCUGCCAGUGUUCAAGGAUGAGCUGGUCGUGGACAAAGGUGCAUCCAUCCAAGUGCGCCCGUCGCUGGAAGCGCUGAGACGAGAGUCACAGGAAUUAGAAAUUCAAAUCAAACAACUACAGGAUUCUGUAGACGCUUUAGUUCGUACACAGAUCAGGGGCAUCGAAGGCCAGCUGUACAAUAAGGCGAACGAGAUCCAGGAGGAUAUCUCGAUGAAAAAAUUCGACGUACGGGCCAAACAGAUCCAUCUUGCAGCAGUCCGUGCCCAGAAAGAGUUAUUUUUGGGUAGAAUAGAUCCUGGUUCACCUCGCGGUGAACGUAAAAUGUCUUCUUCUAGUUCUUCCUCAAUGAAGACUAAGUGGCUAAAAGCGUUCCGUAGCCUGAAACCGGCAGGUUCGGCGAACGAUAGGAAGAGCGGUGGUAAUGGAGCACAAAUCCGCUUCGAUGGCACCGAUAAUCACAAUCUGCAGGAGUACACCUACAAAAAGAUCACACCGUGCGACGUUUGCUCGCAAGUUCUACGAGGACACACCCGGCAGGGUCUACGCUGCCGCAUAUGCAAGGUGAACGUGCAUGCCGACUGUGCAUCGCAGCUGCCAAAGUGUCAGGUGAAGCAGAAGCUGCUGCGCCGCCAGAAGAGCACCUCCGAAAUCGAGAACCGUGCCACCGAGGUUGAGGAAGAAAAACCAACCGAUGUCGAUCAGAUAUAUCAGGUCCUUAAGCAGGCGGGCGAAAUUUCCAGCGGCAAAAUUGUUGUCGAUCCGUCAAAGGGCCCUGGAGCGACCGGGACGGCGGCCGCCGGACACAACACCCAAACUGUCUCGAACCCUCCGCUAGACAUUCCCGUAGUGAAAGUGCCUGAGUAUCCGGACCGAGCGCCAUGGCGGGGACCAGUCAAAUCUCAGGGGCCAAAUUAUCCACACCAGAAACAGGGACUGACUGCGCCCGUCGCAACGGACAUGUCAUGCUCAGAUGUGCGCGUACCCACAAACCCAAACAUGCACCAGGCGGUGGCCAUCGAUUCCGGUGCGAGGCGUCGACUGUUUGCAGGCUUCCGGCCCAUGUCCGGCUUCGGCAUACUGCGGCUACGAUCGGCGCAGCAUCGAUCGAUCUCGCUACCCGAAACACCGCAUUCACCUCGACGCCAAAAGCUGAACCUUAGAAUGAAAUCACUCAGCUUGGACUCACCAGAAUCGUCCGAAUUGCAUGGGCAAAUUCGACGGCGUCUCCCGGGACCGACCGGUCACGGUGGCCACGGAGGUUCUGGUGGUCACUUAGAACACAGCACGCCGCCAUCUAACAAUAGUAGGUUACACUCACCUUCCAGCCCUUCGGGUACGCAGAGGAAAUUCCUGUACGCUACGCGUGGCAUGAAGACCGGGUCCGUGGAUCUGCCGGAUGAAAUCGAAAAAAGCCUCUCGUCGGCCAGCACUUCGCCCUGCCCAUCACCGAAAUCCCAUCGUCUUCUACCAACAAACCUCUACGUAGUACUGUACAACUUCAAGUCCCGCCACCAGGAUGAACUAGAUCUCAAAGCUGGAUACAAGGUCACUGUGAUCGAUACAUCCGAUCCAGACUGGUGGAAGGGCAAGUGUCUCGGGAAGGUUGGCUACUUUCCCUCCAAGUACUGUGCAAAGCUUGCAGCGUCGGAAAAACCACUGCAGGUCACACACAACCUACAGGUCACCGAUAAUGAGCGUGGCGAGGGAACGUUAACACUACUGCGCGAUCAAAUCGUUAUUCAGGUUGGCGAAGAGGUAAAUGGCAUGGUUAUGGUUCGCUCGGCCGACAACCGCCAGGGCGUAUGUCCGGUCAAGUACUUGCAGGAGGUCUGACAACCGGAAGAGGAAAAACUCGACCGGGAUCGUGAUAAAGACCACCAACAGCACACAGGAAUGAGCGGCAAGAGCACGGGAGCAAGUGUAUCCACAAAGACGAGCAGAAAGGAGGCACCCACCGGCGGGCCACGACACGAGGGCCGCGAUCAGAAAGACCAAUGUCAUGCGGGCGGACAUCACUACCACCGCGAGAGUCGCAACAACUUCCACAAAUCGUACGAUCGCAGCUGGGAAAAGUGGGAAAAGUUCCGCGAGAAGAAGAUGGAAAUGAUGAAGGCCCACAAGUACAAUGUGGAGCACAGGCUUAAGUACGACAACCAGGAGCGCAUCCUUUACCGACACCACUUCAACAACUACCCGGUGAAACGGCCCCGACCGCGAAAAACGUCCCUCGAGCCUAACUGGUACACGGAAAACAUUUACUCGAACCAAUCAAUCGAUAAUUCGGACGGCGAGUUGGGUGUGGGCUUCUCGCGGCCACAUCUUCCCGCAACUUCGGGUGGGCGCGACAUUAACGGUAACAUGAGCAUGGCCGGUCUCGAGGACGAUGGAAUUUUUACCAUCGACGGCCAUUUCGAGCGUCGGCACAACUAUCCAAAAUCGAACAGCUGCUGCUUCGGCGUGAACCGAAUGCGGGACAUAGACGAGCUGGGUGACGGGUUGGAGCGAGACGACUGGACUGAGCGAUAUCCCAAAAUACCGAAAUCCUACUCGUUCAGUACGUCGCGCAGUAUGGGCGUCGGGUUUAACAUGGCAAAGCUGUACAAUCGCAACAGCUUCGAGAUGCCGGAAUUUCCGAGCCAUCGACGACGGCAUCCGGAGGGUCGCGAUCGAGCGGUCGUGCGGUUGUGUGAUCGCGAGGGUUGCUUCAACGAGACGUGCUUCAGCAAGGAUGAAAAGAACUUUUACAAUAACAAUAAUCUACACAACAAUAACGUAAACAAUAACAAUAACAACAUUCACGGCACCAACAACAUCACUUAUCGUCAUAACAACAACAACAUCAUUAGCGAGUGGAAUCUGCGCAAUCGCAACAAUUUGCGCGCGGGUGUUGUUGGAGGAGGAGCGGGAGGAACGGGAGGAGGUGUAGGAGGUGAUGCUAUUGCACCACGACCACAGUACGUCAUGGAGGAGGACUUUGAUCUGUUCGACGAGGACGAGGACGACGGUGAGGACGAAGAAGAUGAGGAGGAUCGAGAUCGCGAAGAUCAAGAGGAGGUGGAAAGUGAUCUAAACACACUUUACGCCGAGGAUCGCCAUUCGAUCGCGUGCGGUGACUACGGUGGAGUGGCUCGUGAACUGUACGGCCAUCCUUCGCGUGUAGGUACGGGCCAGGUCGCUAAUUUGUAUCGAGACCAACGGUCCAAACAUUUGCUUCGUGGUCGGCUCGACCGAGUGUCCAAGUACGCGGACGCCGAGUACAACGACAACUAUCGGCGAUCUUUUGAAGAUUUUUUCAACCAGAACUGCUGCAUCGAACGUAACCAUCGACAGCUGCAGGACAGUGGACGGUUUCUGCUGAAGGCACCCGGUACGCCCCCGAAGAACAAGAGCAUGCUGGAAGUUAAGCCACCGAACCGGUUCGAUGACACCUCGUCCGACUCGACCGACCUGGAGCUGGAUGAUUUUAACUUUGACUUUGAAAAGUAUUGGGAAGAGCUGGAGAAACCGUCCCCGACGUCACCGAGCGAGCUGGAAGAGCGCAAGAGUGCGGGUCGGAGUGCGAUGGCCGGCGGUGCGGCAGCUCCAUCAAAAAAGGUGAAGAACGUCAAUCUCAGCCGGUGCUACAACAACGGUACGGUCAUAGAUAUCUACCACGAUGAUGAUCCGUACCAUCGCGAUCACUAUCACUACCGGGAAGGUGGCAUCGGUAAGGCGAACAAUCACGGCCACAGCCACCGGCACCGCACCAAUGCCAGCUCCCGGAGCAAAGGCUCCAGACACAAGGUGUAUCCGGCGGACCGGGACAAGCGGUCGAUGGCCGACGAGUCCGGCCACCUCUCGGACAAGGGAGCGGGGGGACCGGCCACGCAUGAACCAAGCAGUGCCAAGUCGACGCUCGACGCAGCGGGUAACGCGAUCGGCGGAAACACCAAUGCGAUCAGCUUCCUCAACAACAUAUUCUCCAUCUACAAGCCGAACAAGUACUCGCCACUGAACUGUCACGUCGAGCAGAACUACCUUAAGAACAUUCCCACUAAAAAGAUGAACAUAGUGGCUAGCUCCGCUGCCAGACCGCUCGGUGCAGCCGGUUCCGAUCGUCAUACCGGGGGCGAUCCGUCGUCGACCAAGCGGCCACUCACGGUACAUCCCGCCAAACCGUCCGUUGCUUCGGUGGCUUCCGCAGCGAGACGUAACGCUGCCCGGCCCGGCCAGUCAACCAAGGACCCGCAGGCACGGUUCCAGAUCAUACCGGAGAAGACGGGCGUCAAGAUAUCGCCGCUGUAUCGGCUCGACGCGCAGGACUAUCGGCGGGCGCGCUAUAAACUGAAGAGCACCUCGCGGCCCCUGUCAUUCUGGUGAAAAUUGCUCGACUGUUCGUACUAUUCGGAUGGCCGGCUGGACGGAUUGCCAGUGGUGAAGAAGACGCGGCGACACACCAAGUAUCUCAAGUACUGAAUGCCGCACACAGACACACCCGCCUCCAAGGUCUUUCUCGCACACAUCACAUCACAUCAACAAGCAAAAAAACCUCUGUUGCACUUCCUUCCCGUCGCACCCAGCAAACCCCGUGACCCAAGAUCCGGCCAAAGAGACCCUCCCCACACAACCGAAGCAUAGCCGAAAGCGAUCGCCAUUUUAACAACCGUACCAUGGACCCUGGAACCCCGCCGUCGGACCCCGUCGCACGCAAGCAUCCAUCAUAUUGUUGUCACAUCAAUCGGUGUCUUUCGAUGUUCUUUGUAUCAGUGUGUCAUUGUCAAUGUCCUUAUCAACGGGGUUUUGCAGGAGCAAACAGGUCGAAGAAAAUGAAGAAGCAGACGGUGUAAAACCACAAAACAAAGCAAGCAACCAAACCUAGUCCCACACAUCUGUUUUCAUCUGUGUACACUCUACCACUAAAACAACUCACCAAACAAAACAAAACAAAACAAACAAAACAAAACGUAUAAAAUCGAUUUUGAUACAUUUUUCCUCCCGUUGGUGGGAGAGAGUUUUUAUAAGAAAAACAAAACACAAAAAUUACAUGGCCGGCACCACCCACGACCAAGACACACACGCGAAGCGUUACGGGCAGACGGUAGCACACAUGAGGCACCGCAUCCUCAUUCCAAGCUGUAAAAAGCUCGAUCAUUCGAUGCUCGACUCUGCUGAUCCCGUAUCGCGCACACGUUUGCGCCACCAAGUUAGCUAACAUUAUUUGGAGAACUUUAUCGCAACAAAAAAUGCUCUUCACUUUGAGAUAGGGGACAGCAUCAUCAUCAACAGAGCGAACCUAUGCAGUGCAGUAACUCCAAUUACGUUUACCUUCAACGUUCCUGAACCAGUUGGAAAGCUUCUGCAGUUGUUAAGUAGAGCUCCUAGCGCUAUCGUCAAGCUGUACAGGGCACGAUACACGAUACAACUUUUGCGUUUAAUCAUUUCUAGUGCAUCGUUGUACCAUACCUAUCCAGAUCAGAUUUUAACACUUAACUAACAAACAAACUGCAAAAAAACCCCGUUACAGUUACACAAGGAGUGGCGCAGAGUAGAGCUAGGCUAAUAUCUAUCAUCCUGUUACCUGUACAUACCCACCAUGUUGUUUCGUUGGCUCAUUAGAAAAUUUUAAUACGAACCGUACAGAAGCUGGUUGAUGGCUUUUCUCUAUGCUAGGAUCUUUCUCCGACGAGUAUAAUCAACCGUUUUAUGUCCUCACCACCACUGCUAACACUGUCGGAACCAGUCAUACAGGUAGCGAGAUGUAUGCAUGUAAUCGAAACCAGCAUCAUGUACAUUAUCAAACCAUCUCGAUACGCAUGCAUUCGCGGCAGGCGAUCAAUUUGUGAUAGGCAGGUGGCAGUGUCGAAAAGAAACACACAGACAAACACACACACACACACACACUACAGUACAUACAUCCUAAGUAUCAACAGCCAGUUCAUACAUACCAGACCACAGAUUUUGCGCACAGUUUUAACAUACCCCUAGCGAAACAAGCCAGUUCUCAACGUAGCCUCUUGCAUAGGUCCCUUUUUGUCCCAAUCUUCUAGGCCUUCUAGGUUUGCCAGUGAACUACAUUUACUCUAGCUCUGAAUCGUUCCAACACCUAGUCCUACGUUUGUAAAACCCUUGCUGCAGGCUAGUGUAGUUUCAGCCAGGCUUCUCUAUUUCGAUUAGCAAACCACUUAGCGAAAGCUCCUUCUUCCUCCCUACGGCCACACAAUAGACGGAAACUGUGAAAUGGCUUUCGAGCGUUGCAAUGCUACGUCCCGGGUAUCUGUCGAUGCCUGUACAACUUGUUCCCCUGGUCCACCAUUGCGUAGGAUGCACGGUAGAUCCUGCAGGUCCUGUCCGUCCCCCCUGGAGGAGGAGGAGGAGGAGGAGAACCCGGAGAUAAGUACGAGUCUCCGAGCCUCACUCCCUUUCCCACUCUCUCUCUUUCUUCCCUUUUGCCAAAAACAAACAAGCGACAACUUCCCUCUAUACUGGAACGAUACGAAAGGCAGUAACAACCAGCGGCCAGUGCAUGAUUGCCCGAAUACUACGAACGCGGUAGAACUCUGGUCGAUUACUCUGGCAGCCACAGUCCAUCGGCUGUGAGGCGGAUGAGCUGCUGGCUGCGAAAGUUCGCCCAGACACAACAAUAGUGCAAGCUUUUAUUUGUUCAGCGGUACGCUCAGCGUCAAAGCUAAUCACUAUUUUACUGCAAUAGAAAAUUGUUGAUAAGGAGGAAAGCCUCAGAAAACUGAGCGUAGCCUCUCAGAAGCUCUUCAAACAGUUAUUUGCAAUAGCGUACCGGGUGUUACCGCUUGCUGAACGAGUCAAUUUGUUUUUUUUUAUAUUUGGGAAACAGUUUCUGAAUGGCAAAACACAGUGAAGCUUGUUUUGUGCCGGUUUUUAAACAGAUCUUACAGAGCGCCGUAUUAGCGAGCGAGGUAGAAUAGCUGCUCAAAACAUAACUACAAACAGUUUCAAAGGAGCUUUCGAGCAUUUCUUAACGAACUCUCACUCUCUCUCUCUCUCUCUCUAGAUCUUAAUAGUAACAACUCUAGCAACUCGAAGUAAAACACGAUAAAUAGAACGCAACUAACUAGGCACAGCAGACAGGUCGUCGUAGGAAAGUAUAGUAGAUGUGUAAUCCUUCCCCAAACACUUUGUACCAUCCAUGCAUCUAUCCAUGCCCAACGCACUUCUUUAUAACCUAGAGCAUUUUUUCCCGGUAGUAGAGCUUCCAGAUUUUAUCCGCGACACUGGAUAGCUGAUGGAUCAUUUUUUCGCUAGCAAAUGUUGGUGACGUACUAGAGCGUUGUCUUAACAUUCCUACCCGUAGGUCAACUGUUUUCACCGUAGAUGUAGCAAACGGAUGGUUGGAGCCACUCCAACCUCCGGCAACAACAACAACAACAAAACACGUUUUGUUCGUUAGUCUAGCGUAUAUGAAAGUUAUUGCCGCAUUUCUUUCUUAUGGCGCAUCGUGCCAAGCGAACCGCCGUUUCACGUCGAUCCACGCGUGUGAGCGCUCGGCGGAACGCUUGUACCGAUGCUCGAAUCGAUGUAGGACGGAUCCUUACUUCCCCCCCGUGAAAGCGAUCUUGCGAAAGAUGUAUAACUGCACGAAGCUCGCCGAUCUAUCCUUCAUCCUCGCUUUCGCUCUCCACCAUCAUGGCAGACGAUCCACGAUGGUAGCGAGUGAUCAUACCCUUAUCAUAGCAAAAACCAAACCAAACAAAACGAAGAAGCGAAGAAGAAGCAAGAAAUAGUUGCACAUCAGCAACAUACUCAGCUGCAUACCAGAGCUUACAGUACAGUGUUUAUACCGCUAAGCAGGUACGCUCCCAUUUUUAAUCAAGUACCGAUUAACUCUCAACUUAAACUAUACGACGUAAGGCGUAGCAAGCUAUUUGUAUGUAGAUGGAACGCACCGAAACGCUAGGCACCAACAAACAUGGGCGCACCCUCGAUGGACAGUGGUAGCUAGUAGUAUACAGACGCAUACAGACACCGACACACAUCCACACUUGUCACUCAGCGCACUAUAAGAUGUCGUCACUCAGUAGCGCACGCGAUCGAACACGCUUCAUCUCAUCAUCAUUGUCUAGCCCAGCAUUGCUGGCCCAAUUGCAUGUGGGUCCCCGUUUCUUAUACACGAAGGCACACCAAGCUAUACCAAAUGAAUGUGAUGUAAACUAAGGCGCUAGUAAGCUCUCACUCAUCGCUCAUCACUAUUGCGGUACACCGAACAUCCCGUGCAGGCUUCUCACCAGAGAAGCUACUAAACAUUGGUUGCAAGAUUUGGGCGAAGCGCUUGUGUGUAGUUUGAGGUCGCAAAUCGUACCAAGUAGCUGCACCGAAGAAGCUGCUUCAUUUGUUUCACACGAUCAACAUCCGGAUGUUUGCUUUCGGAGCUUAUCGCCGCUGUACUUAGACGCACCGGAGACAGAGACCGAGACAAACACUCGCUCGAUGCUCGUUUGUUGUUCGUACGUUCGAGCUCCUACACAAAUGUCGCCGUUAGGUUUAGGCAACAGUAUUUAUGAUCUUUUUAAACACCUUCACCACACAGUCGAUUAGUUUAGUGGAUCAAGACCACAGAGCAUUUGUGCAUUUGUGAUAUCAUUCAUCACCACAGGCGAACAACGCAGCGCUCUCGCACGACAAAAAAACCCCUUCACAUUUGCCUUAUGAGAGGAUGAGGAAACGUGUAAGAAUGGAGCCGUAUUUUUGGGGUGGAAACCGUUCUUCCGUUAGCCAGAUGUUUUCACACAGACACACAGCAACACGUUUCCGGCAGCCUUGUUGGUAAAGAAUUGUUGAACGAACUUUGUUAAUGCAUCAUUUUACACCCUUGUUUUUCGUUUUUUGUGGUUUGAUCCUUCCUAACACGAACAAGCAGAGUAAAAAUAAAUAAAAAAAAAACGUAUGUGAUAAAACUAAUGGUAGAGCAAAAUGUUGAUGCAGAUUUUCCAAAGAACAAAACCCUAGGCAAAGUGCAAACAUAGUACGUAAAACCCGACGUGUGCAAACAGAAAACAAACACAAACACACCUAACACGUCAGCGAUGAUGCAUUUUACUGUGUUCCGCACGCGAAGUGGUGCCCGGCGGUCACCACAGGCGGGUCGUCGUUGUUGUUUUGGGUCGCCAUUUUAAAACCAAACGGGCGCCCCACCCCACCCGGAGUCGACGGUUAGCUUUUGGAGGUGGAAGAAGAAAUAGAUGCUGUUAGUGGGUCGAUCGCAAAUGAAUCGUAAUGAAUGCACUGUGUUUAAAACUUAGUAGUGUAUGUGGAACAAAAGCAACAUUUUAAAUAUGACAACAGCAGCAGCAAAAAAAGGGAGAAAACAGAAAGAACAAACAGCAAACAAAACAAAAUACAGCAACAUACUGAUGUUACGAUGUGUUAUGAUUGUGGUAGUAAUUGUUAGUAGAGAGAAACCCAACUGAACAAAGAACAACUAGGAAGAAGAAACAACUCAUCAACCCAUCAAUGCUUUAACACGAUCGUCAGCAGGAUCCAUCAAGAAAACACAACACGCUAAGCUCAUCCUCAUUCAAGUGUCAAAAGAAGCAGUAGUAGCAGACCAACCAACCUAUGGCACUUCCCAUACUUACUAGAGCAAAACCCAUCGAACUAAAGUCAUCCGGCAGUGUGUUACGAUCUUGUUUUUCUUUAUCCGAUUGGUUGAACUUUAACUCCCAUAAACAAACACCAGUUCCCUAUCCACUCUUCCAGAAAGGGGAAAGCACAGCCCAAGUAUUAACCAUUGCAACCGUGUCGAUGCCGAACAGAGGGGAAGCAUAGCACGUAAGGACCCACAGGAAACAUGAAAACUUUAAUGCAAAAUAGCAUGCUAACCGAUCGUUAGUGGUAUGUGUGUGGAGCGGUUGGGGGACUUUAUCGUUUCUUGUUUUAGAGCAAUGUUUACAAUUUAUACUCCAGCGCUUGGAUAAGAAGCGUGGCAGGAAUGACUGCUGCUGUACACAGGUCCUAACGGGACAUAGAAACAGUUUGAGAGGAUAAUACGCGACGCUCUGCUUCCAAGCCACGAUUUAACGAACGUUCAACAACACUGAAGGGACUCAUUUGCUAGACCGAAUAUACACUUCCCCGUGCACUCGUCUAAAGCCCAGUGAUACAAUAGUGAAAAGAGAUCCCCCCCCCCUUGACUAGAUGGAACACUAUGCGAUGAAUUUCACAGCUCCAUGCAUCCGUACACCCGUGUUAACACUCUUAUUAUCAGUACCGUCACCCAUUAUGCCGAACGUCAUAUCACGAAACAUAACUGAAAUAAAAAUUCUUUUUUCACGCCUUUU
This is a messenger RNA of Anopheles stephensi (Asian malaria mosquito), 13301 nucleotides long. RefSeq lists its product as uncharacterized. Gene Ontology annotation, biological process: skeletal muscle contraction; positive regulation of voltage-gated calcium channel activity; positive regulation of protein localization to plasma membrane. The transcript has 21 exons. Gene Ontology annotation, cellular component: extrinsic component of cytoplasmic side of plasma membrane. Gene Ontology annotation, molecular function: protein binding. The record is from RefSeq and is a predicted model, not a curated record. NCBI's taxonomy places the organism in Eukaryota, Metazoa, Arthropoda, Insecta, Diptera, Culicidae.